AUAAAUACAGUGCCAUUUUCCUACACCAAGCAAUGCAAGCUCUCAUCUCCAUCUCCGUGCUACUCCCUUAAAGAAAUACAAGAUCGUUUAGAUCAGUACUUACUUCCGUACGCACGUCCGCGGUGUGAAGAAGCUCUAGCCUCUAGCUAGCUAACUAAAGAUGGCUGCCAUGCCGACGAUGGUGUUCGAGGCGGGGCCAAUGGAGGUGGAUGUGAAGCACGUGGACAAGAGCAUGAUCCCGAACCUGGCCAAGCCGUUGAUGGUGGUGGCGCCCAAGGAGGCCGGCGCGUACCCCGUCAUCGUCUUCCUGCACGGCUGGAACAUGCUCAACAGCUGGUACGAGCAGCUCCUCACACACGUCGCCUCCCAUGGUUUCAUCGCCGUCGCACCACAGCUCUACUGGAUGGUGGUGUCCGAGCCCGAUGCGGACGACAUAGACGCCACAAAACGAAUCACCAACUGGCUUGCAGAUCAUGACAAGGGGCUCGCCUACGUCCUCAAGGACGUGUUCAAACUUGAGCAUGUCGAGCCUGACCUGACCAAGCUGGCUAUAGCCGGCCACAGCCGAGGCGGCCAGACGGCCUUCGCCGUCGCCCUCGGACUAGGGGACGCCAAGACCAAGCUGGAGCUCAAGUUCUCCGCCCUCAUCGGCGUCGACCCUGUGGCCGGGGUUUCGAGAGCCCAGCAGUUGGAGCCCAAGGUGCUCACUUUUGAACCUGACUGCCUCGACGUGGGGAUGCCGGUGCUGGUCAUGGGGACCGGGCUGGGUCCCAAGCACAUCGGCGGAUUUCCCUGCGCCCCGGUGGGCGUGAACCACGCCGAAUUCUACAGGGAGUGCGCGCCGCCUCGCUACCACCUCGUGGUGAAGGACUACGGGCAUCUCGACAUGCUGGAUGACAAUGUGCCCUACAUUAUCAACAACUGCAUGUGCAUGAGGAACCAACACAACACCAAAGACCUUGCUAGGAGGACCAUGGGAGGAGCCAUGGUUGCCUUCCUCAGGGCUAAAUUGCGAAUCGAUGCUUGUGAACUGAUCGCCAUAUAUCGUAACCCUGAGCUCGCGCCGGCUGUCCUGGACCAAGUUGAUGAGUUUCUUCCUUGCUUGGUUGGACAGCCAGAUCCGUCGUCUGUGUGAGAGUUAUAUUACGUGCCUAUGCGUAUCUAUUACUCCUAAAUAAGGUGUGUUGGUGCAUGGCCAUGUCAUGGCUCAUGACUACUAUAGCACGUCCAGUCUUCCUAAUUACUAAAUAAUAAGCACUCAUGUCAUGUGUGCAUGUAUCUAUGUUGAAUAUAUAUGUGUUGUGUGCUACUUAUCAAUCCUUAAAUGAUGUUCAUGUACCCUCAAAACAAAAUGUAUUUAUUUUCUUGUGAAGUUUCCUA
This is a messenger RNA of Aegilops tauschii subsp. strangulata, 1380 nucleotides long. Its product is annotated as chlorophyllase-2. Gene Ontology annotation, molecular function: chlorophyllase activity. Lineage: Eukaryota; Viridiplantae; Streptophyta; Magnoliopsida; Poales; Poaceae. The record is from RefSeq and is a predicted model, not a curated record. Gene Ontology annotation, biological process: chlorophyll catabolic process.